Molecule: messenger RNA, 246 nt
Organism: Lactuca virosa
Lineage: Eukaryota; Viridiplantae; Streptophyta; Magnoliopsida; Asterales; Asteraceae
Source: the annotation of a GenBank genome assembly
AUGCGAAAAAAAAGGACUGCAGAAGUGGCAAGUGGUAGUAAGACAGGAAUGGAUGGUGGGCAUACACAUGGUAGUAGGGUUAAGAGGACUAAUACAACAAAGGGUGAAAAUGUGAAGAAAAGGACUGUAGAAGUGGCAAGUGGAAGUAGGACAGGAAUGGAAUGUGGGGAUACACAAGGUACUAGGGAGAAUGGGACUACACAAGUGACAAGGGAGAGGGGUAAUGUUGUAAUUACCCAGGUUUAG